Molecule: messenger RNA, 1239 nt
Organism: Kockovaella imperatae
Lineage: Eukaryota; Fungi; Basidiomycota; Tremellomycetes; Tremellales; Cuniculitremaceae
Product: AAA domain-domain-containing protein
Exons: 3
Coding region: 424-1104 (226 amino acids)
Source: RefSeq, a predicted model, not a curated record
ACGUGCUCACCAUGAGUCCGGCUCCGGCGGAAAAGUAUGGACUGCAUAUCUAGUCAGUCUGAGCCAGAUGCAGCAUGAUACCAGCUCACUUGUCCGCCAUCAUCCUGGAGACGAAUGAGCCUUCAGGAGCAGAAGCUCCAGGCGGGGCGACUACGGCACCAAGCGCUGGAUCCGCCUGGUCAUUAUGCAGAGCAGCAUCUUUGCUGACCACUUGUUGAGUCGACGGUCCAGCUUCUGGCUGUUGCGGCCCAGCGGUAGCUGGUCUUGGCCUGAACAUGGAGGUGGAUUGACGAAAAAAUGUGGAAACGGAAAAAUCAAUUUGUCAACAAAUUUCAUCUCUGGAUUGAUGAACUCUUGACCACUAGGCUGGUCUGACUACCAGCUGGCACGGCACACAUUGGUCAUAGUCUCCUUGAUGGGAGCAUGUCCCAUGAACAGAUAGGUCUGGAUCCAGUUAUCGCUAGCAGUCAAUCUAGAACGAGUACAUACCAGUCCCCGAUCCUCCUGCUUCUCGUCGGACUCCCUGCGAGUGGCAAGACAGCUCUGGCACAGUGCCUCGUAACUGAGUCUCCCGCACUGAAUCUGGACUCCUUCAGCCGGAAAUGGAUCAGAGCAUCGCAGGACGAUAGUCCUAACAGAAGACGGCAGGAGGUGGAGGAUCUCGUUAGAGAUGGGCUAUUGGCUGGUGACAAUGUGGUCGUGGACAGGAUGAACUUUGAUGCUAGACAACGCGCACAUUUUCUGGACAUUGCUCGAUCUUUACCGAUGCCAACUCAAACCUGGUGCAUCAUAUUGAACACCUCUUUAAGCGCCAUCAAGUCUCGACUUGAAUCACGCACCAAUCAUCCUACGAUCACUACUGCCGAACAUGGACUGGAUAUCAUUGACAAAAUGAAAUAUCAGUACCGGCCACCGCAUCCGACUCUCGUGGAGGGGUUCGACCGAAUCCUACAAUUGGAAGACGCCGACCAGCCUGAAGGAGGUUUGUGGUCACCGGAGCGUCUCAGAGCUCUAUUAUUGCGCAUCAGCGAGCGCGGACAUCGAGAGCCUGUGGGUGGGCCUCGAUUCAGCUCGGCGCCGGCACUGGGAGGACGUGGGCGGUGAGACGAUGUACAUUCGCAAGCCAAGUGUGGAUGUAUCUAAUCUCUCACACUCCUCCUGUGCGUUCGGGGUGCAGGAGCUAUUCAUAUAUGUUGUAUCUGAUGCUCAUCGCUAUCACAAUGCAUAUCAUCUUCGAAC